Polyodon spathula (Mississippi paddlefish) is the source of this 2301-nucleotide messenger RNA. Its product is annotated as Krueppel-like factor 10. Gene Ontology annotation, biological process: regulation of transcription by RNA polymerase II. Gene Ontology annotation, molecular function: DNA-binding transcription factor activity, RNA polymerase II-specific; RNA polymerase II cis-regulatory region sequence-specific DNA binding. The coding region runs from base 204 to 1598 and encodes 464 amino acids. The transcript has 4 exons. NCBI's taxonomy places the organism in Eukaryota, Metazoa, Chordata, Actinopteri, Acipenseriformes, Polyodontidae. The record is from RefSeq and is a predicted model, not a curated record.
UGAAUGGAGCUGCAGCGAGAAAAUGCAACAUAUACCAGUUUCAUUUAGUUUAAGACGUAAACGGAUACAGAUAACUUCGUGGUUAAUUAUAUAUUGGAAAACUAUACGUUCAUGCGACGUCUGAUCACAAAAAAGACCGAAGAUGCUUAAUUUCAUGGCUUCGCCUUUCCAGCAGUCAGUUGACAUAUACACAGGAAGAAGCAAUGGAGCGUGUCACUAGGACUCGGCACAACAGCGAGUGCUCCUGGAGCAGCACCACAGAGAAGGGGGACAUUGAGGCGGUCGAGGCCCUGAUGUCCAUGAGCUGCAGGUGGAAAGCAGGCCCGAAGAGGUACUCGGAGCUCAGGCCCCUCACACCCUCCUCUGACAUGUCAGAGGAGAUGGAGGACUCUCUGAUGCCUGGCCCUGGCGAUUUUCAUGCUUCGCCAUUUUGCAUGACACCACCCUACAGUCCUCCGAACUUCGAGGUAUCUCAGAAGUGUGCGCAGACAACACCAGUGUCACAGACAGUCCCAUUUAGAAUGCCUGAAUUAGGAAAGCCCAUGGCAGUCAAUGUGAAUUCUUCCCAAGGUGAAAGGCAUUCAGUGGAGACAUCAUCUGUGCCGGUUAAACAACAGAAGGCUCAGGCAACAAGUGUCAUUCGUCACACUGCAGACGCCUUUCCCUGCAGCCGCAGUUCCCUUCCAGUAAAGAUAGAGAGCACUCUUGUAGAACAGACAGAUGCGUGCUGGGGUCCAUCUCCAAAGAGCAGCAGCAAAGAGAAAAAGAGACUGCCUUGUGCAUCAGUGCUUCCAAUCAGAACAUUGCCAGCACCUGUCAGUCAAGAUCUGGUAUUACGGCAGUUUGUAUGUUCUUCUCCUCCAGUUAUUACACCAUCUGCAAUGGCUGGGCCCCUAUCUGCAGCUGUCAGCAUGCCACAGGGCUCUGUAAUAGUACCCUCAUCCUCAGUGAACCCUGUUGGAGUCUCACCAAUGCCUGUCAUUUGCCAGAUGCUCCCUGUCCCCUCUACAGCCAACCCCUCGGUCACAGCCAUCGUGGCUAAUACUCCAGCCAAACAGCAGGCAGCCAUGUGCCAGCCCUUGAUGUUUAUAGGAACCGCGGUCCCAAAGGGCUCCCUCAUGUUUGUUGUCCCUCAUUCGGUGAUCCCCAAGCAGCUAACAACGACCCCCAACGGCACCAAGCUGUCCCCAAUCGCUCCUGCCCCAGGGUUCAGCAUCCCGGUGCAGAAGAUGACCCCCCAGACUGACCAGUCAAGGAUCCGCAGUCACAUCUGCAGCCACCCUGGUUGUGAAAAGACCUACUUCAAGAGCUCUCACCUCAAGGCCCACAUGAGAACACACACAGGUGAAAAGCCCUUCAGCUGCAGCUGGGAGGGAUGCGACAGGAAGUUUGCCCGUUCAGAUGAACUGUCCCGGCACCGGCGGACUCACACAGGUGAGAAAAGGUUUGCCUGCCCAAUGUGCGACCGGUGCUUCAUGAGGAGUGACCACCUCACCAAGCACACACGUCGCCACUUAUCUGCCAAGAAACUACCCAGCUGGCAAAUGGAAGUGAGCCGACUACGUGACUUCAUUAUGUCCCCUGCAUCAGCACAGUGAAAGACUGAAUUAUGUGCCAUCGGCUUGGCUCUGCCACGAAACAUCAUUGGAGGAAAAAGAAAGACUACGUUUAAAGAGUUAUUGGCACUCUGAAUUGGCAAUGUCUUAUAUUUGCACUCAGUGUGAGAAGAGAAAUGCCCUGAAAAUUACUUUAUUCCUCUAAGAUCUAUAAGCAGUCAUAUAAAAUUGUACAGUUACAAUGUUUUGUAAUUUUUCUUUUCUUUUUGUUAUUUAUUUGUUAUUGAAUUAUUACAAAUCUUUGGUAGAAAUUAAAGUUUGCAAAGGGGAAGAGAACUAUAGCUGCAUACACUGAUUUUUGUAAAUUUUGACCAAAAUGUAUUUAAACUGCUUGACAUAAACGUAAUAGAAUGCACUUUCGUUUUUAAUUGUGAAUCUGCUGCUGCAGAAUUAGUGCCAUCAUCCUUAGCUCCUUACUCAGUUGUGAAAUAUUGCACAGCCCUGUUUCUUUGCUGCUGUGUUUGCCUUUCAGGAAUGUAGUGUGGCUUAAAGUCCAAUUGUAACAUGUGUAGAUUUUGAUUCUAAAAGGUAGCAAACUGUUUAAACCUUGGUGAAUACACAUAUGUAUCAGUAGCAAUAUUUCUCGUUGUACCUUUAACUGUAACCCAAACAGUGCUUGCAAUAAGUCCAGUGAUACACUUAUCAGGAUAAUGCGAUUGUAAAAUAAAUUGCACCCUUUUUGCAA